AGAGGAUGUCUAUACAUGUUCUUUAACCUAAGCAUCACAUAUAUCCUGGUGAGCAUUCUGAAGAAGGAGAAGAGGAGAUCUAAGGACGCUGCUGCUCAACUGGCCAACAUCUCCAAUGGCCGUUCCUUGGACCCCCAGAGUCCUUUGAGGUUAUACACAGCGUCACUGGCAGGAGACACAGAGGCAGUUGAGAAUGACCAUGGAGUGCCACCCACUCUUUAUGGGGAAAGAGCGUUCAAGCUGUCGAUGGGCAAACAGGAGGCUUUUGAGAUCUUCAGGAGAGACCAUGAAGACCGGCUGACCAUCGAGGACAACAAGGCCCUGCUCAAACAGAGGUUUGCUGAGGCUAAAGCAUAUGGGGAGGAGGUGAACGAAGCCAGAAACGGAGUCAAUAAACUGAAGAAGCAGUUGGAGUUGCAUAGGAUGCAGAGAGCCGCUCACGGUGUCACUGUUAGCCCAGCAGAGGUAGAGGAGGUAGACCCUGUGGAAGAAAACAUCCGCAGACAGAUGGAUGAGGAGAAGAAGAGUUACAAGAGCACCUUUGGCCAUCUGAAAACACUGAAGAUGGAGAUUGAGCACCUGCAGCUGCUGCUGGAGCGGUCAAAGGUGAAGCUCCAGAGAGACUUCCAGGAUUGGUGGAGCCAGGAGGCCGCCAGGCUACAGGUCCCAGAGUCAGAGGGCAUGGCUAGGGGUCAAAGUUCAAUACGGACCAAUCAGAGCUCCGAGUCGUCCUCUCCUAGCCAUCCAAUGACCAGAGCCCUGUCCUCCACUGAGCUCUCAAAGUCCUUCUUCCCUUUGACUGGAGACCAGCAGACAGACGCAGACAUCCUGGGCUUCAUUAGGGCCCGACACAACCUGCUCAACAGGACAGGGCCACCUCUGCCAUGACCAAAAUGCUUGUCUUGUGGCUGCAUCCCGAGCAGAAGUGAAGGAGUGCCACCCGGGAACAUCUGAAUGUGUUCGACACACAUAGGAUCUAUGCGAUUGGUGCCUAAUGAACUCAACCCAGAUGCUCUCACAUGUCCACAUGAAACCCAGGCCUCAAUUAUGUUAGAAUGGAUGUUGGUUGGAUGAAAGGGAACUGGAGGAAGACUAAAAUUCACUCACACACACACACACACACACACACACACACACACACACACACACACACACACACACACAGACCCAAUUUCUCUCUCAGACAUACAAACACACACACUCACCCACUCUCACAAACACUAGUGGUGUGUGGGUCAUCCCUGUUAGUGAGCAUUUCUCCUUUGCCAAGAUAAUCCAUCCACCUGACAGGUGUGGCAUAUCAAGGAGCUGAACUUCUUCGGGAUCGGUGCCCCUUCCAUGGGACGGUUGAGCUAACAUA
Molecule: messenger RNA, 1360 nt
Organism: Oncorhynchus mykiss (rainbow trout)
Lineage: Eukaryota; Metazoa; Chordata; Actinopteri; Salmoniformes; Salmonidae
Source: RefSeq, a predicted model, not a curated record